AAUUGAUUCAUAUAUAAACGGAGUAAGCACUUUUUUCCCGUGAAGCUAGUCUAACACAGCUGAGAAAUCUCGCCGCCGUUAGAAGAAGAAGAAGAAGAAGAAGAUGGGAGUUUACACUUUCGUGUGCAAAAGCAAAGGCGGAGAAUGGACCGCGAAGCAACACGAGGGUGACCUUGAAGCCUCUGCUUCUUCCACUUACGAUCUCCAGCGCAAGCUUGUUCAGACUGCUCUCUCCACCGAUUCAUCCGGCGGCGUUACGUCUUCUUUCUCUCUCGUCUCUCCUACCUCAGCUGUUUGCCAGGUGAUCAUCGGUGGUGCUGUUGGAGGAGGAUUUGCUGCCGGAGGAGGUGCAGCAGCUGGAGGAGGCGGUGGUGCAGGUGAGGCCGCCGCAGCCACUAAGGAGGAAGAGAAGAAGAAGGAAGAAUCUGAAGAGGAAGAAGGAGACUUUGGAUUUGACCUCUUUGGUUAAGAGACGAACAAAAUCCUCUUUUGAAGCUUUUAGUUUGUUGUUUUCCAUUUUUCUUUUUUCUUCUUUUUGAGAUUGAACUUUUUAUGUUAAGAGACUAUAUGUAACGUCAGAAAUAUAUGUUGGUUUCUGGUUUCAACCCGAGUAAUGCAAUGCAACCGCGUUAUGCAAUGCAAACAUAUUUGGUCUUA
Molecule: messenger RNA, 657 nt
Organism: Eutrema salsugineum
Lineage: Eukaryota; Viridiplantae; Streptophyta; Magnoliopsida; Brassicales; Brassicaceae
Product: 60S acidic ribosomal protein P3-2
Exons: 2
Coding region: 104-469 (121 amino acids)
Biological process (GO): translational elongation
Cellular component (GO): ribosome
Molecular function (GO): structural constituent of ribosome
Source: RefSeq, a predicted model, not a curated record